Messenger RNA from Papaver somniferum (opium poppy), 4480 nucleotides. RefSeq lists its product as uncharacterized. The transcript is spliced from 2 exons. Bases 1574 to 2335 code for a protein of 253 amino acids. The record is from RefSeq and is a predicted model, not a curated record. Lineage: Eukaryota; Viridiplantae; Streptophyta; Magnoliopsida; Ranunculales; Papaveraceae.
UACGAAUUCAAGUAUGCGGAUUUCACAGUUCAGAUUCAUGGUUUGCCCAUAAUUGCUCAAACAGUGAAGAUUGUGGAAUUCGUUGCCUCCAAAAUUGGAGACCCAUACCCAAUUUCUGCAGAUGAUCAAUCUAAAUGAGGGAAAUUCGCAAAAGCCAGAGUCAAAAUUGACAUCACCAAGGCAUUAAAGCAGGAGAUGAAGUUCACCCUACCAUCAAAGAAGGAGUGCAAAGUCAGUUUCAGGUACGAAAGAUUACCAAAAAUUUGUUUUUCUGUGGUAAAUUUGGCCACAUUAUGAAACAAUGUCCGGAAUUAUCGAAGGAAUUUGAGAAGAUGGGUUUCUACUCCCCUGAAAUUUUCAUGGAGAAGAUGCAGGACACAAACCUUUCUCGAUUUAUUGAAGAAAUUAAUGUCAAUUACAAACCAAAACUAGGCCAAUUCAAUUCCCGUCCCAAAACCAUAACCCCUGUUAGAACUAGUCAAAAUGUUGAAACCUGCAACAACAUAAUCCAACCGACCAUUCAGGCAGUCAUACCAACCAGUCCACCAAACCACAGAAUCAUUACUACCAAUCACUCCCCACCAUCUCCCCAUUACCAGGUAACGGAAAAAGCAUUAACUUCUUCAGUUUCAAAUCUCACCGAGAAUUCAGAAGAGAACCCAAUCAUCAUUAAUACCCAUAAUUCUCAUCCUCCUAUUGAUGAUCCCGUAAUCUCUUCGGCUAGCUCUAAAUUGGAAGCCUUUACAAACCCAUCAUCCCAAUCCACCAAAUCAAUUCACCCCAAAAUCUGUGUCCAAAACCCUGAGAACACCAUUCACAAACCAACACACAUCAAACCCUCUAGCACCACCCCACCUGAACACAACCAGCUCAAUUCUGUUACCACCCCACCAACAGAAACUCAAGUGUACCAAUCAACCUCCCCCUCCCCAUGUUCCUCUCCUGCUGAUCAUGAUAACUCCAUGAAAAUGCGUCACUGGAAAAGGAUGGCAAGAACUUCGCAGAAGUAUGAUCAACCUGACAAUCUACAACAUGCUGGCAGCAAGAGACACCCUUGUCCAGUGGAUUAUGAUCCCCCACUCAAGAAAUUGCACUUAAGUACUGAAGAAAAGGCUAUGGCGACUUGCCUACAAAAGUCGCAAGGGAAAUGUUGGUACAAUCUUGGAACUGUCGUGGAUUAGGGAAUGAGACGACAGCUCUAACUUUGAACCCAUUCCUGCGCAGCUGCAAUCCGUCUAUCCUCUUUCUCUCUGAAACUAGACUCAAUGAGAGAAAUAAUAUAAGUAUUCUCAGCUCUCUGAACUUCAGACAUUUUGAAUUUAUUCCAUCUCAAGGAAGAAGUGGUGGGUUGGCAGUUUUAUGGAAAGACAAUGUCGACCUCAGAAUUGUUACAAAGAACCAGAAUCUUAUCCACUACAUCAUUUAACCUAAACUUUCCACUCCAAGAUGGAAUCUCCUCUGCAUCUAUGGACCUCUAGCUCAUCAUUCUAGAGACCCAUUAUGGAGAAGUAUCUCUUCCACAAUUGCUGCGAUUACUGAUCCCUGGAGCAUCAUUGGGGAUCUAAAUAUUCUCAUGCACCAUUAUGAGAAACAUGGCGAUUCACCAAAUACCGACAUCAGCUGCAAUGAAUUCCGAAAUCUGGUGAGAGAAAGAGAUGUGAUUGAUUUGGGAUUUCCUGGACCUGCUUUCACUUGGUCAAAUAACGCUGUCCAAUCAACUCCAAUAUUUGAAAGAUUAGACAGGGUUGUUUGCAACACCGAAUGGAGACUUCUUUCUCCUGAUGCUGCGGUGCUACACCUUCCUAGAAUCGACAGUGACCAUGCACCCAUCAUUCUAAACACUAUGAGGAAACCUCCCAAAAGAAGACCAAAUUAUAAAUUUGAGUUCUAUUGGACUGACCAUCCUCAGUUCAAUGAUAUCAUUGAAGAUAAAUGGGAUAACUCUUCGGGAAACAUGAUUAGCAGAUUGGACACCCUUGGAAAAUGUCUCAUGAAAUGGAGCAAAGACACUUUCGGUGACACUAAGAUAGAAAUUGAAAUCGAGAGACAAAAGUUGGUGGAAUUACAAACCACUUGGUUGAUACAAGGGAAGAAGAGAAGGCAAUCUGUUAGAAGAUUGCCAGUCUGGAGAAGAGAAAUAGAAUGUUCUGGCAAUAAAUCGAAAUGGAUCCCCGCCACCGAAAAAAUACCCAGCCGGAAGGGUUUUUCUAUGGUGAAAGAGGACUCAGACAAGGGUGCCCACUCUCACCCUACCUUUUUAUCAUCUGCUCUCAUACUCUAUCUAGCAUUAUUAACAGGAUGGAACGAGACGGGCUCUACAGUGGUUAUCAGAUGAACAGAAGAGAUCCAACCAUAAAUCAUAUUAUGUUUGGGGAUGAUGUGAUGUUGUUUGGGAACACAAAUGAUACCACCAUCAACUCGAUCACCGAGAUUCUGCAACAUUACUACAAUGUUUCUGGGCAACUGGUCAACUACAACAAGUCUUCUAUACACUUUAGCAAGAGUGUGUCAGAUGAAAGAAGCAAUGAGAUAACAACAAUUCUGGGGGUUUCAAGAAUGAGCAAAGAUGACAAAUACCUGGGUGUCAAUAUAUUACAACAAGGAAACAACAUUUCAAAUUUCUCUUUUCUCAUCGAUAAAUUCGACGAGAAGUUAGCACUUAGCAGGCUGGAAGAAAUACUCUCUCACUCAUGAAAGAAGAACAACCCUGAUACAAGUUGUUCUUGCACUCAUCCCGGUGUACUUCAUGGCAACAUCUAUCAUUCCUAAAACAGUACUCAACAAGCUCACCUAAAUCAUCAGAAAUUUCUUGUGGGGACACACAGGUGACGAAAGGAAGAUGCACUUCCUUAAGUGGGAAUGGUUCAAUUUACCAAAAGAAAAAGGGGGAUGGGACUUAGGUGUCUGACCGAUCUUAAUCAAGCUUUAGUGGCGAAAUUAUCAUGGAGAUUUCUAAAUGAUGAUAACUCACUGUGGUGCAAAAUCUUAAAGGCUAAGUAUCUCAACAAUGUGUCCUUUUGGGAUGCAAAGAAGCCUAACAAAUGUUCUACUGCCUGGUCUGCAAUGCUUGCAAGGAGAAAUCACUUGAAGAAGGGUUGCUUAUGGCUAGUCGGCAACAGUCUCCACAUUAACAUCAGGUCAGAUCCUUGGAUUCCCACUGCUCCUGAUCUUACUGCCUCCUUUGAAAUGCAGAACAUGUCAGAAAUUACUAAACUUAACCAGCUUUUAGACACUGAAACUGGUAAGUGGAACUUGCAGCUCCUUCAACAAAUCUUCGACCCUUUUACAGCUACACAAAUCAACAACAUUCAGAUCCAUAAAGAAGCUGAAAACAAGUUCAUAUGGCAUCUUACUAAACAUGGUGAUUUCACACCACAAUCUUUCCAAAAACUCCUCCUUGAUCAAGCUGGUGAGUCCUCUGUACACAAUGAGUCUUCAUUUCCCUGAAAAAAGUUUUGGAAAAUUAAGAAAGUUGCUCCAAAAAUCAAAACUUUUAUGUGGAGGCUCUGCACAACGGAAUUGGGGUGUUUAAAAGAAUCAGAAAAUUUGUUGAAGGUGUUUCCAGUGACUGCAGAAUCUGUAAUGUCAGUGAAGAAAGUGUCGACCAUCUGUUACUACACUGCUCGACGGCUCAGCCUAUUUGGUUUGCCUCCCCUCUAGGUCUUAGACUACAAGAAGACCAUCAUCUCACAUUGGGUAAUCUUGUAGAGCAAUGGCUUACAUGUCAGGACAAUGAAUACUCCUUUGCCAUGGGAGCUACUACUUCUUGGGCCUUGUGGAAGGCAAGGAAUGAACUGGUAUUUGACAACAAAUAGGUGAAUGUUCGAGGAAUUCUUACAGUGGAUUUCUAUUGGUUUAAUCUCUAUUACAACUUCUCAGAUUCCGCGGAGACCGAGCCUGCACACAUGUCUGAAAUAACAACCGUAAAUAUCUCCCCAUCGGAAUAGCUGGCUCCUCCAAUCAGUGCCAUCAAGAUAAAUGUCGACGCAGCUAUUCGAAAUGGCCAGUUUGCCUGUCCUGCAAUCACAAGAGACAGCGAAGAAAAAUUAUGUGGUGCUAGCACAAAACUUGGUUGGUCUAAUAUCCCUGUUGUGGCUGAAGCGGAAGGUUUCUUACUUGCUGCAGAAUUAGCAAAGUGGCUCAAUUUUGAGAUUGUUAUAAUCGAAGGGGACUGUGAAGUGAUGGUAAAGAUCUUGAAAGGAGAAGCUCAAUCAUCUCCGUGGAGAAUCCGGAAAACUAUCGACGACAUAAAAGCGCUGACAAGAACUUCUCCACAAAUAUCCUUCAAUUUUUGCCCAAAGCCUGCUAAUGCAACGACACAUCUUAUUGCUGCAUACGCUAUCAAAAACAAAGUCCAACAUAAAUGGACUGUUGAUCACUGCCCUAGUUUUAUCACUUCUGCUCUUGAUGUAGGUCAUAGAUGGUGUGUUUUUCCAUUUUUAUGUACCAAAAAAAAAAAAAAAAAGUUGGAAAUAUUUUA